This is a messenger RNA of Ilex paraguariensis (yerba mate), 1816 nucleotides long. The record is from the annotation of a GenBank genome assembly. NCBI's taxonomy places the organism in Eukaryota, Viridiplantae, Streptophyta, Magnoliopsida, Aquifoliales, Aquifoliaceae.
CCACUGUGUAUUGAAGGAAACGAACAACUAAAGCAGAGAGAGAGAGACAGAGACCAUGGCGGAACCAAGACGAUUGAAAGGUCACAAGGCCACCGCCACCUGCUGUAUCGCCUCUCGUCAUCGCCCUGGUCUCGUUGCUACUUCUGGCGAGGAUGGUUGUGUUUGCUGGUUCGAUAUGCGAUGCAAAGAUGUGUUAUUUGUCAUGGAUUUGGGGAGCAAUAAUCCUAUUUCGUCUUUAUGCUUCAAGCAAGGAAAUGAAGAUAUCAUAUAUGUUUCCUCCGGAAAUGAAGUCAAGUGUUUUGAUGUGCAUCUGGCUGACUCGUGGAAGCCGUUAGAGAGCUUCAACUAUAACAAAGAGGAGAUAAACCAGAUUGCCUGCAAUUCAAAGUCAUCUUUCCUUGCUACUGCAGAUGAUGGAGGCGAUAUUAAGAUCAUUGACAUCCAGCAGCAAUGCCUAUAUAAAACAUUAAGAGCUGGCCACACAAGUAUUUGUAGCAGUGUUCAAUUCCUUCCUUGGAGACCAUGGGAGGCCAUUACUGGUGGCCUUGAUUCAAAACUUAUUAUGUGGGAUUUCUCCAAAGGACGCCCAUGCAAAGUUUUGGACUUUGGCAUCCAUGAAGUAGGCAGUAGUGGUAAUAUGGGACAGUCUUUGAACCCUGCUUUUGUCCAUGCAAUAGCAGUUCCUGAAGUUGAUAUGGUAGAUAAAUUAGACAAGAUAUGUGUUGCAGCUAGGGGUGAUGGCGUUGUCAGUGUCGUUAAUAUCGAAUCAGAAAUUGCUUCAAUUAAGUCAAAAAGUUCCCUAAAACCCCAGAAGGGUUCACAGUCAAGGUCAAAAGGUAAUGUUCCAUCUGCAGAUACCAAAAGCCAAGAUCAAGUUGGAAGAAACAAUUUGCAUUUGGAUUACAUUCUUGGAGGGCAUACUGCUGCAGUAUCCUGCGUGUAAGUAACUCAGUAAUGGAAAUUAUCAGGUGCGGUGUAGUUUAAUUCCUUCAGUAAUAUCAUUACAUUCCUAUUAGGGCCUUUUCAAUGUUUGGCGAGAAAGGGAAGUUCAUACUAUCAGGUGGAAACGAUAAAUGCAUCAAGGUUUGGGAAUGGGCCAAAUACUUUAAUGCUGGUCAAACUAGCCAUGAGACUGAUCUUCGACCUCUAAAUAUUAAUUUGAGCAAAAAAGUCAAUUGGCUUUGCACCACUCCAACUGAUACAGAAAACCUUGUUGUCUGCGACACAUCCAAAGUGGUGAAGGUUUAUACUAUUACAUAAAUCACUGCACAAUUUUGUACUUUUGCGGGAAAAUUCCAAGAAAGCAAGACCUGGUGUACUUGCAAAGGUUGCUGCUCGUAUGGAAUGUGUUCAUUCUUGCAAGACCCGUGAUUUUUUACCAGAUGUGUGAUUUUUACUGUGCUUGGUUGGUGCUCAAACUAUUGUCGGGUGAGUACCCUUGCGCCGUGCUUGUAACUGGACUACUGGGCUAGGGGCAUUCUCUACCUGAGCUUGGAGGAAUGGUGGUUAUUUGGAUGUGAUUCAGAAGAUUUAGAUACCUGUUACAAUACCAUAUUGGAAAUCUUAAAAUGCGAAGCUGUUCAUGGUUUUGACUGACGUCUGAUGAAAGUAUAGAGAUGUAGAAGAUAAAUAGCACUGAUAUCUGUAUCUUGGCUUAUUACAAGCAAGCAAUCAUUUGAGAAAAUUGUGUUGUUGUUUUCAAGCACAAUUAUGUAUGUAUAAAUCUUAAUCUUCUGUCAGGACGACUGCUAAAUGUUUAUUUUCUGGCUGUUGGACAGCUCUGAGCUGCAUGAGAAGUUCGAUACCUACAAAUCAG